This is a messenger RNA of Auxenochlorella protothecoides, 354 nucleotides long. RefSeq lists its product as hypothetical. NCBI's taxonomy places the organism in Eukaryota, Viridiplantae, Chlorophyta, Trebouxiophyceae, Chlorellales, Chlorellaceae. The transcript has 2 exons. The record is from RefSeq and is a predicted model, not a curated record. Bases 1 to 354 code for a protein of 117 amino acids.
AUGUCGGCGGUACGGGUGAGCACCUUGCAGAUCCUGAGACCUAGAUCCACCAAGAUUAUCGUGGCCGUGGAGUGCCUCAAGGUGGAACAGAAGGCUUGCUCGGCAGACAAGGAUGGCAGCGUUGGAUACCACAACAAGGGCAGGAACAACUUUGGCACGAUGAAUGAUGGGGAUGACAGUAUCGGUAACUCAGACGUGGGCCACGCCAACUGGGGCAACAACAACAUUGGCAAGGGCAAUCGCUGCUUCAACAAGACUGGGAACCGGAAGGUCAUUAACGACUGCAGCCUGCUUGAGUUCCGUAAGCAUGCAUGGGUCCUCGAUUCCCCACUACCUCCCUCCAAAAAGGCCUGA